CCCAUGUUUGGUAAGGGGAAAUGUUUGACAUUUUAUUUAUUAACAUUUCUUUGCAGUUCAGCUGUCCAGAGCCAUAUGGACAAUAUACAAUGUUUGAUUGCUGGUGAAAGAAGAUCUACAUUUGUUUUAAUUCAGUAACGCGUCUGCAGAUGUGCGUGAGGCUGCAAAGUAGUGCAGCACUAUAUGUAUCACACAGAGGUCUACAGAGCAAUACAGUAUUGUCUGCAGGACAGGACUGGAGAAUAAGACAUGGGUUUGCUCGCAGUAAUACUGAAUAUGGCCCCUUGGCUGACCUCCCGGACUGGAGCUUUGCAGAUGGACGCCCAGCCCCACCUACAAAAGGACAAAUUAGGAGAAAAGAUGAAAGAGAAGCUUUUGCUCGCCGCGUGGUCCUACUGAGCACAGAAAUGGAGCAAGGCUUGCAGAACUGGCGUGACAAGCAACAAAGGCUCAUGGAAGAGAAACUGGAAAAAGAAAAGAACCAACUUAAGUCCAAAGCAGUUCCCAAAAAGCACACAUCCCGUAAAUAAACAUCUUUUGUGUAGGAUCUGAAUCUUUUUUGUAUAUAUUUUACUUGCAAUAUAUGUAACUGACCGUGCAUGUAGCUGGCACUCACAUUGUAUGUUGGUGCAUAAAUGACCUUCAUGCUGGAUGUGUUGUAGUUUGGAACUCAUGUUAGUUGUGAGGCACUCUCUGUUACCAAUGCUAGGUGUCAGCUGGGAUGUUUGGUACCAAUUGUACUAAGUCUGAACAAUAAAGAUAAUAGACUUGUAA
Molecule: messenger RNA, 774 nt
Organism: Bombina bombina (fire-bellied toad)
Lineage: Eukaryota; Metazoa; Chordata; Amphibia; Anura; Bombinatoridae
Gene: MRPL52
Product: mitochondrial ribosomal protein L52
Exons: 5
Coding region: 150-530 (126 amino acids)
Biological process (GO): mitochondrial translation
Cellular component (GO): mitochondrial large ribosomal subunit
Molecular function (GO): structural constituent of ribosome
Source: RefSeq, a predicted model, not a curated record